UGUUUUGCUGCUCGGAGGCUUCUGCAUAGAGAUGGCAAGAGAACCCUAGCAGGCUGUGGGGCCUAUACGGUUGGGCUUUCUACCGAAAACCGUAACGUUAGUAGCGCAAAGACGCAGUUGGUAGGAAAGGAUCGGAACAGCGGAUAAGAAGAACCAUGGGACACGGAGUGGGCUGAACCAGAGGGUCUAGCAGCACACGCCAAUUGGUUCCCACAGUGGUAUAUGACAUGGCCACGGCCUCAUCCAGAGCAGAGUCCAGCCAUAACCACAGAGGAACGACACAGCUCCAUGCCAUCGUUUCCUGUGCCAAAAUCAAGAGGAAGAAGAGCCUGUUUGGGACAGCCAUUUAUGUGGAGGUGACAGCGGAGGGGCAGUCGCGCCGCACAGCAAAGUCUCACAGCUCCUCCAGUCCUAAAUGGGAUGAGAGGCUCACUCUGAAUGUAACACCGCACACGCAGGUUGAUUUCAGAGUAUGGAGUCACCACACCCUGAAGGCGGACGCUUUGCUGGGCAGAGCCACACUGGACCUCACUCAAGCCUUGGAGCAGCAUGACAGGAAAUUGGAGAAUGUGAAGGAGGUGCUGAAGCUGAGCGUGGAGCAGAAGGGGGCUGUGGUUCCCACAGGAGAGCUGACUGUCUACCUAGACGGUCUGACUGUUACUGACCAGGAGGAACUGGCACCGCUUACCAACGGCAAUGCAGCAAACGGCACCAGUGAGCUGAAAGUCCAACAGAAUGGCGAUGCCAUCCAUGAAAAUGGAGACUCAUCCUCCUCUUGCUCAAUGGCUGCCAGCAGCACAGUGAAUGGUACAGACUUGCGCCCAAGGUCCAGUUCCUGUUCGGCAACCAAUGGUUUGGGCUCUCAGGUGCCUUCCAGUUCCUGCAGCGCUUCCCUUGGUCACGUCAUCGUCAAUGGAGACGUCACACCCAACUCCACCCCAGUCCACCGACCCUUAGACAGUGACCCCGAGAGUAGGACAGUCAAUGGAGAGUCCUGUGACGCUGCUCUCAGGCCAUCGUCUGCUACAACAGGAGAAGUGCCGCCCCCUGCAGAUGACCAGCAGGACUGCAAUCAAGAUUCCGCCCCGCCAGAUCCCAACACAGCGCCAGACGAGACCUCCCAAACCCUGCUAAGCUCCACACAGGCUCCAGCCUCCUCCUCUGCUAAGCCUACUGAUGGCACUGCUGCUGCUUCCUCCACUUUCAGCUCCCCGCAACAAGGGCCCCCCGCCAUCACAACCUCCUCAUCAUCGACCUCCCCGCCCCCAGCAAUCGGAGACGAGAAUGCUUCAGCAGAAGGCGGUGGCAGCAGUAGCAGCAGUACAGCCGUAACUACAGACGGGGCCAAGCCCAGGGAACAGGCCCCUAAUGCUGGAGCCCCUGACCCUCUGCCUCCAGGGUGGGAGCAGAGGAAAGACCCGCAUGGGAGAACUUAUUAUGUCGACCACAACACCAGAACUACCACCUGGGAAAGACCACAGCCACUACCACCAGGUUGGGAGCGCCGGGUAGAUGACCGGGGAAGGAUCUAUUACGUGGACCACAACACCCGCACCACCACAUGGCAGCGUCCCACCAUGGAGUCGGUCCGCAACUUUGAGCAGUGGCAGAGCCAGCGCAGCCAGCUGCAGGGAGCUAUGCACCAGUUUAACCAGAGAUACCUCUACUCUGUAUAUUUUUGCAGCCUUAUGGCAGAGUGGAGGUUCUCCCGCGGGGUUGAAGGUCAGACCAAAGCUUUUCUGGACGGCUUCAACGAGGUGGUUCCACUUCAGUGGCUCCAGUACUUCGACGAAAAGGAACUUGAGGUGAUGCUGUGCGGCAUGCAGGAGGUAGACCUUCAGGACUGGCAGAGAAACACAGUGUACCGUCACUACACACGGAACAGCAAACAGAUCAUCUGGUUCUGGCAGCUGGUGAAAGAAGUGGAAAACGAAGUGCGGCUGCGGCUCAUGCAGUUUGUCACUGGUACCUGCAGACUCCCUCUGGGCGGCUUCGCUGAACUCAUGGGAAGUAACGGGCCGCAGAAGUUCUGCAUUGAGAAGGUGGGGAAGGACACGUGGCUUCCUCGGAGCCACACAUGUUUCAACCGCCUGGACUUGCCUCCCUAUAAGAGCUUCGAGCAGCUGAAAGAGAAGCUGCUCUUUGCCAUCGAGGAAACCGAAGGAUUUGGCCAAGAAUAGAGGGAGGAGUCCUCUCCCAUUUCCCUCCCUCUCCCAUCGCUGUUUAUUCAGCCAAGUAAAACAAAAACAAAAAAAGAAUUGCACAAGAUAACCACCAAUGUAUAUAAGCUAUUUUGUCAUUUUAAACCAAAUCUUAAUUUGCAGCAUCGUUUUUGCCGCAAUCCUGUUCCCUCCUAUCCCUUAAAAUAUUAUAUGAAACCCCAUCAUGAAAUAUGCAAGCAUUUCAGCCUUUCUGCUCCUCUGUAUACAAACAGAAUUCUUGGAUACUUUUUUUCUUUUUCUCCCCACUGCAUCUUUUUAAAAGAGACUAAAAAGUGUUUUGGAGAGGAUUUUAUAGUUGAAGCGCGAUCUUCUUUUAAAGCUCUAGUUCUAUAGAGCUUCUAACUGGCGAGAGUAGUAUUGGGGUCUGGUGCCUGAAUUUAUUUCCCCCCCCUGUUGAAUCAUAGUCAUUUUUUUUUGCGUGCUUGCAUGACUGCCUGUGAAGAAAAGAAGAUGCUGAGACCCACUGUACACACACAGACAUUUCAGCAUGGACGCUUUGUUGCUUAUUGAGCCCUCUUUCCUUUAUCAUCAAAAGUGUUUGGGGAUAUACUGCAGAGAGAAAGCCUCUCACUAAGCACCAUCAUCUGUCCUUGGAUAAAGAUGGGAGUUCAUUCAUUUAGCAGAGAAAGGCUACUAAAAGAGUGAGCCAAGCCACCUACCCUGCUGCCUAAUGACUCAGUUAGCAAGCCAGUCUACACGCUCAGUUUUUAUUUAAAGAUUAAGCUGUUUCAACAAAAACAAUUCCACAAAAAAGUAAAAAAACGACUGGCUCGAUGGGUCCUGUGUGCUUGGCUGAUGAUCUAAUGCCUAUGAAGCCACUGUGGAUAAGACAGCCAAUGGCAUCCUUAUUUGAUCAAAGGUACUUCAACCCAUCUGUUAUAGGUAUUAUAAUAGUAAAAUAUAUUAUAAUUAAAUAAAAAAUGUUAAUCAGAAACCAAACACAGCAUAUGAUAUUUAGCCAUCUUGUGUUGUAAUUAGGUCUAAAGAGCAUCUCCUUCAAAUUAAUGUACAUCUGUGCACGAACUUGAAGACACUGUUCUCGUUUAUUACUCAACUGAAGCUAAUAUGGCAUCAAAAAUGUCAAAGUUACAUGGAAAUGAUAUUCAGGUCAUAAAGGAGGUUAUGGACUUAAAAAACCUUUCAUAAGUCAUGUCUUAAAUGGUGCAUGCAGUGAGUGCAAACUGAGUGUGAACUGGCCAGGUCAAAUAAAAAUAGGCAUUAAACAAAUCUUUGUGAUGGGAAGUGAUGGGCUUCAGAAAGUAGUGACUGGGUCAUAAACCUGUAUGUGAUUGUUAGAAUGUAACAAUACUGUCAAAUUUAAGUCUGUGUGUAAUGGAGACAAAAUAACUUUGCAGCCAUGCUGAGCCUACUUUCUGGAUCGUACCAUUUAAUUGAUCCAGCCCGUGUUCAGUCUCAUUCCUCCUGAGGUGAGCUAGCUUUAGUUUUUAAAACAGACGUGUGUUCAUCCCUUAGGUUGCAGGAAAAUAGCCUUUAACAUACAAAUAAUGAUUAACAAGACACUAAAGUGCCACAGACCAAAUAACGCAACUCCUCAGCAGCCUCAAGCCUGUUUGGAGAGUGAUGAGACUUCUGUGUGUUUUUAAUUUUUUGCACCCCCACUUUCCCCUUUCCCCUUUAUCUCCGUUAACUCUUCAGGGGACAUGUCGUUUGCUUUCAUCGUCUAACCAUCCAUUGUUUCUAAGCUCUGGUGCUCAUUCUUUCAGUCAGUGGUCUAAAUGCAGCUAUGGCAGCGGCAUGCCAUUUUCCUUUCUCUUCUAUGGCGUUAUGUUGUCAGGCCACUGCAGCAAGCUGACUCUUCUUCUAGGAGGAGCUAUCAGUCAUGUAUAAAACACGUUCAGCUGACGACAGUAUGAAGAAAACAUUUACUGUAGCAAAAGGAGCCGACUUAAGAGAAGUCAAAACUGCAGAACUUUGUGCUUCCUUAAUUUGAACAGAAACAUGUAAUCAAAGAAAAUCAACUGUGUAUGUGAAUAUUCAUUGUAUAAAGAUAAUGAAAGUAAAUAAAGUACUUAAAUAUUAUAAUUAUUUACACAGAGCCGCCGCUCCAUUGAUGGAAAUCUGUGAUGCCUUUUUGUUUCUAUCAGAAAUAGAUGGGACGUUUCAGGUUGCCUUCACUGCAGCCAGUUAGAGGAAGUUUCACCUGGAGAGAAACGUGGAGUCAUGUUACUGAACAUCAGUCAGUAUGUGCUCAUGCAGCAGGGAUCUUGUUUCUGUGCCGACUGCAGCGUAGGCCACCUGAAACGCGUAUCCAACCUGUAACAUAUCGCGUGUAGAUACACACUGUAAACACCAACUACACUGUACAGAAUGCCCCUUUACUGGAGACCAUGUGUAUAGAAGAUUCAUUUUUAAUCUGCUUUCAACCCAUUUUAAUGGAGAGAUGGAUUUAUGAGAUACAAAUAAAUAAGUAAAUAAACCCCCUCCAUGACCAUGCCUUUUUCUUUUUUCCAUGUGUGAUUAUCGGGGGACGAGAGACCUUCUGCUCAGGAUUCACAACCUUUCUUUUUUUCUGUUCUUAAAGAAAAAUCAAUGAAUGUGCUUUUGGUUUAUCCUUUGCUUUGAUUGGAUCUUGCCUGUCGAAAGAACCAUAAUAAAUAAUGUAUCUGAUUAUCUUUAAAGCUGGUUAUAUUUUUUGUUCAAUUGUCAACAAGAUCUCAGCAAUACAAAGAGGGAAUUUCUUAAAAUAUGGCACACACAUCCACUUGGAAUGCUGUGGUCCAAAGUUAUGAUUUUGGUCAUAUCUUCCUUCUGCUAAUUAUGAAAAUGUUUAAUAGGAUGAAGUGAUCACAUUUUGGACAGACGUGGAUGCAUCUUGAGUGGUUUGCAGAGACAGACAAAUGUUAAGACCAGUAAUUCUGAUAUAAUUUAUUGUUCCAACUAUUUACUUAUAAAAAAAU
Messenger RNA from Notothenia coriiceps (black rockcod), 5140 nucleotides. Its product is annotated as NEDD4-like E3 ubiquitin-protein ligase WWP1. The transcript has 16 exons. The record is from RefSeq and is a predicted model, not a curated record. Bases 228 to 2180 code for a protein of 650 amino acids. NCBI's taxonomy places the organism in Eukaryota, Metazoa, Chordata, Actinopteri, Perciformes, Nototheniidae. Gene Ontology annotation, molecular function: protein binding; ubiquitin protein ligase activity. Gene Ontology annotation, biological process: proteasome-mediated ubiquitin-dependent protein catabolic process; protein ubiquitination. Gene Ontology annotation, cellular component: cytoplasm.